Amaranthus tricolor (Joseph's coat) is the source of this 1947-nucleotide messenger RNA. Its product is annotated as glucose-6-phosphate 1-dehydrogenase 6, cytoplasmic-like. Bases 224 to 1780 code for a protein of 518 amino acids. The record is from RefSeq and is a predicted model, not a curated record. Gene Ontology annotation, biological process: glucose metabolic process; pentose-phosphate shunt, oxidative branch. Gene Ontology annotation, molecular function: NADP binding; glucose-6-phosphate dehydrogenase activity. Gene Ontology annotation, cellular component: cytosol. Lineage: Eukaryota; Viridiplantae; Streptophyta; Magnoliopsida; Caryophyllales; Amaranthaceae. The transcript is spliced from 16 exons.
AGUCAAAAUUGUCCACCAUUAUAAUCACCUAUCAACCCACAAUUGACGACCCACCUACUUUCUUAACUUAAACCUCUCUCAUUUUAUAAUCAAUUUAAAUUCAAUUAUUUAUGAAUUGAUCCCAGUUUUGUUGGUGCCUUGUUUUGUUGUAGGUGCACCUGCAAUCAUCCCACAAUCUCAUACCCACUUCUUUGUUUCUCAAUCUUCUUCACUUUGUUAAAUUAUGGCUUCAGGGGAGUGGCAUAUGGAGAAAAGAUCUAGUAUUAGAAAUGAAUCUUUUGACCGAGUAGACUCUGAGGGUUCUUUAGAGUGUGGGUGUCUUUCUAUAAUUGUCCUUGGUGCUUCUGGGGAUCUCGCCAAGAAAAAGACUUUUCCUGCUCUAUACAACCUCUACCAUCAGGGAUUUCUUCCUCCAAGUGAGGUCCGGAUAUUUGGUUAUGCUAGAUCCAAGAUGACAGAUGAUGAUUUGAAAGAUCGGAUUCGUGGAUAUCUGGUUCCCUCCAAGAAUGCAACACCGGAGCUGUUAGAAGAUGUUUCCACAUUUUUGCGCUUAAUUAAAUAUGUCAGUGGUUCUUAUGAUGCAGAGGAGGGCUUUCAGUUGUUGGAUGAAGAGAUAACCAAGUAUGAACGUGAGCAGAACACUCAUGAAGGAGUGUCUAGAAGAUUGUUUUAUCUUGCAUUACCUCCUUCCGUAUAUCCAUCUGUCUGCAGGAUGAUACGGCUUCACUGUAUGAAUAAAUCUAAAACUGGUGGAUGGACACGUAUUGUUGUUGAAAAGCCUUUCGGAAGAGACUUGCAGUCGGCAGAACAGCUAAGCUCACAGAUUGGAGAGUUAUUUGAUGAGUCACAGAUCUAUCGUAUUGAUCAUUAUUUAGGGAAAGAGUUAGUUCAGAAUCUGCUAGUAAUGCGAUUUGCAAAUCGCUUUUUUGUUCCUCUUUGGAAUCGAGAUAACAUUGAUAAUGUACAGAUUGUCUUCAGGGAGGAUUUUGGAACCGAGGGUCGAGGUGGAUACUUCGAUCAGUAUGGAAUAAUUCGUGACAUUAUUCAAAACCACCUCUUGCAGGUUCUUUGUUUGGUUGCCAUGGAGAAGCCAGUGUCACUUAAGCCAGAGCAUAUUCGUGAUGAAAAAGUGAAGGUUCUACAAGCAGUUGAUCAAAUCAACGACGAAGAGGUUGUUCUUGGGCAAUAUGAAGGCUACAAAGAUGAUCCAACUGUUCCAAACAAUUCAAACACACCGACUUUUGCAACUGUGAUUUUGCGGAUAAACAAUGAAAGAUGGGAAGGUGUUCCAUUUAUACUUAAGGCCGGGAAAGCAUUGAAUUCAAGAAAGGCAGAGAUCCGUAUCCAGUUCAAGGAGGUCCCUGGUGAUAUAUUCAGAUGUAAAAAGCAAGGAAGAAAUGAAUUUGUGAUGCGGCUACAGCCUUCGGAGGCUCUUUACAUGAAACUUACGGUGAAACAGCCAGGACUGGAAAUGUCAACUGUUCAAAGUGAACUGGAUUUGUCAUAUAGGCAACGAUAUCAGGGAGUUGUUAUUCCUGAGGCCUACGAACGCUUGAUUCUUGACACAGUUAGAGGCGAUCAACAGCAUUUCGUCCGCAGAGAUGAGCUUAAGGCUGCAUGGGAGAUUUUCACUCCUCUUCUACACAGAAUUGAUGACGGACAUCUGAAAUCCAUUCCAUAUAAGCCUGGAACUCGAGGCCCAGCUGAGGCGGAUACGCUACUUGAAAAGGCUGGUUAUGUUCAAACUCAUGGUUAUAUCUGGGUUCCUCCCACUUUAUAGGAAUGCGAUGAUGGAUUGCUGGUAAAGCUACAAAAUUGCUAUGAUUAGAAUGUGUUUGUUAUACUGUAUCGGUGCCAGAUAUCUUAAUGGAUUCUUGUACACUUGUUUAUUGUGUAUUCACGCUUACGCUCCUACAUAAUAAAAUUACUUUGAGCCCAACUCUCAAA